CUUGUUGGCUUUGCAUCAUUAAAUGAUUUCAUAUAAAGGGUUUAUGCUCGUCUUGUGGGAAGAUCAAAACAAGUAACUUAGGUGAGUUGAAAGUAGGUCAAGAAAAUUAGUAGAGAUUAAUUCCACUAAUAAUCAGAUUCACAGGUCGAGUUUAUAUCUAUACGCAGGAAUUGAUUCUGCAGUUGUAAAAAUGACCCUGACAAAAGAGUUCAUGCUUUACAAAUUGUAAUGCACCUUUCUAACAAACACGUUUAAAAACGAAAACAAGCGCAUAUAAGUCGUGUGAUCAAAGAAUAUAUCAAAAGCCGAUAAGUGCAACAUCCAUGUUCAUGGCAGACUUCAUUUAUUUUUAACUCAGGUUCAAAUGGCUUCCAUUACUACAAAGCCGAGCAAAUCCCUUUCUACGAGCAUAGCAAAACUUCAUUGCUCAGGACGGCAGAUUAGAUGCUCCAAAAUAUUUCAUUCCUUCAAUUAUAAUUUGAAGAUUCAUGUAGGGUUUUGCUCCUAUAAAAACCGUUCAUUAAAUGUCAUUCAUAAAGGCAAUGCCAUUCAAUUGUUUCACAUUCAUAGAGCCAAAGAUCAGCCAGAGGGUUCUGCAUUAAGCUAUCGAUGUGCUGCAAGUGGUCCUAAUUGCGAAAUUCCAACUAGUUCUGAACACGGGUUUGACAGUCAUCAAGGUAGGUUGCUAAAGAAUGUGGGCAUAGUUGGUUUGGCAACAACUAUAAGCAAGAUUUUGGGAUUGCUUCGAGAAACAGUUUUAGCAGCAACAUUUGGGAUAGGACCUGUGGUUACUGCAUUCAACUAUGCUUUAAUUAUACCCAGCUUUUUCAUUUCACUUCUUGGUGGCACGAAUGGUCCACUUCACACAACAAUUACAGCUGCCUUAAGUAAGCGUUCCACCAUGGAUGGGAAACGACUUAUUGAGAAGAUUAAUGCAAUUGUAUUUCUGGCCAGUGCUGCUUUGGGCAUUGCUGUUUUCAUUUUUGCAGACACAAUCAUUCAUCUUGCAGCUCCUGGACUCUCAGCAGUUGGAGGAAAUCAUGGAGAUUUGAUUAGAUACAUGGCUACCAUUCAGCUAAAGAUUAUGACCCCAUGCAUUCUAUUUGCUGGACCUCUGGGUGUUGGAUUCGGGUGCCUCAAUUCUACUGGGAAUUAUCACAUUCCCUCAUUGAUUCCAUCACUUUCAAGCAUGGCAAUUAUUUUUGCUAUUGCUAUACAUUUUUUAAGGUGCAAGGCCAAUGCAUGUGCAUCACAGACUUCCUUUUCUGGUGCCAUUCUUUUAGCAUCUGGGGCUUCUGUUGGAGCUUUACUACAGUGGCUAGUGCAGGCAUAUUUUCAGCGAGAAGCUGGUUUUAGUGUACUGAGGACAUUAUGGACAAAUCCCUUUAUUGAUGCUGACAUGCGUGAGCUUUUUGCAGUGGUACUGCCAGCAAUUGUUGGAUCAGGCAUGUUCCAAAUUGCUACAUUUACAGAUCUGUAUUUUGCAUCUUUCAUUCCAGGUGCUACUGCAAGUAUUUCUUAUGCAAAUCUCUUAGCCAUGGCUCCAUUGGGCAUACUUUCUAGUUCUAUACUGCUGCCACUUUUGCCUAUUUUAUCUCAGCUUUCAAAGCCAAGCUUGUGGCCAAGAUUAAAGGAGCGACUGAAACAAGGAGUUCUAUUGUGCAUGGUUGUCACACUUCCUCUAAUUGCAGUUAUACUCACACUAGCAAAGCCAAUUGUUGAAGUUGUAUUUCAAAGGUUUGCCUUCGAUGCACAUGCAACAGCAUCAGUUUCAUCUCUUUUAAUUUGUUAUAUUUUAGGCUCUCCCUUCUAUCUAGUGCGGGACCUGCUUAUCAGGGUGUUCUAUGCUCUUGACAAUGGCAAGUCACCAUUUCAAAUCAGUGUUGCUGCAAUUAUUCUGAAUGCUUUUUUGGACUGGCUAUUCAUCUCAAAGAUGGGCUUUGGUGCUGAAGGUUUGGUUAUUGCAACAUCAUUAGUAACUGUUGUUUCAAUGGCCAUACUCAUGGGUUUGCUCUCCAACAAAAUUCGGGGGCUGAAUUUGAAAGAAUGGAUUACACCAUCCCUUUUACUUGUUGCAUCUUGUGUCUUAUCCACGAUAAUUACUGCAUCAGUUCAUGCAAGGCUAUAUGCUUUUUUUUCUCAUAUAUUAUCAGCAAGGGCUUAUUGGAUAUCGCAGUUGCUUUCAAUAUUGCUGGCUAGUAGCAUGGGUGUCUUGAGUUUUUUGUUUCCUCUCUGGUGGCUUCAAUUACAAGGAUUGCAGAUUAUGAGGAGACUAAAUUAUAGAGAUUAGUUGCCUCAUUCUUAGAAAUUUAUCAUUUAGUACCAUUCUGUUGGCUUUUUGGUUCUCUCCUUUUGAGGUUCUAAACUAGUGCUUCUGAUAUUCUUCUUUGGCUUCUUCUAAAGCUACAUGAGUUAUUCUGAUCUUUUCUAUCUGCACAUUAGUAUUGUAACAUAUUGUACUUUUUUGAAUGGUCAAAACUUUCAAGUUAUUAUCUGCCCAUCUCAACAUUUUCUCUUUGCUUUGAUAACAAAGCAUUAGAUGGUAUUUAGCAAACAGGAAUAGUAGCUAGGCAUUUCUUCUCUUUUUUGAGCUUGCUUAUAUCUCUUCAUAUUUUCAUGUGAAGUAAAAUCACAAGAAAAUGCAAAGAUAGCGUAGUUUCCAAACAUUUAUUGACCUAAUAUAUUCUAUACAAGUUUGGCAAGGAGUUCCUUUACAUUGGCUAUAAGCACCUACAACUUAAAUGAGCUACAAAAGUUCUAUAGAUCACAACAAUAGAGCUUGCAUAUUUAUAAAUGUUUAUUAAAAAAAUGCUUCUACAUUUCAAGGGGUGGUUUCCCAGGUUUAGUGAAGUGUGAUGCAUACUUCUUAAUGUUGUAUUUAUCACAUCUGAUUACGAUGCCACAUCAUAAGAGCUAAGUUGUGUAUGCAUUAAGUAUUGAAAUUUUGUAUAAAGAAUCUUUUGGACUUAUCUGAUUUUGAUGCCAUACAUAAGAGUUGUAUAUGCUUGUAAGUAUUGAAAUUUUGUAUAAUAGAUUCCUUUGUACUGAACCUGGAUUCUAACUUAAGUUCGUACUUGAAAAUUUGAGGAACUCAUUUCUGCU
Cryptomeria japonica (Japanese cedar) is the source of this 3102-nucleotide messenger RNA. RefSeq lists its product as uncharacterized. Bases 365 to 2290 code for a protein of 641 amino acids. The transcript has 21 exons. The record is from RefSeq and is a predicted model, not a curated record. NCBI's taxonomy places the organism in Eukaryota, Viridiplantae, Streptophyta, Pinopsida, Cupressales, Cupressaceae.